CAUUAGCCAGCAACCAGUGGCUUAUUCCAAACAUGAAUAAUUCCACAUAUUUGUAUGGCAAAAUCAUAUGAAUUUUACCUAUUUCUAGGAUCUUACACAAAUGUGUAAAAGCAACUUGCCAUGGUUGAUUCUUGAUAGGGAGUUCCUGUUGCAGAUGUUUGAUGUGCUAUCUGAGAAACAGAAGGCUCACAGGAAACAACACACUGCAUUUAAAACUCGAAAUAAACCGUUAGAACAUCACGAGCCCUUGGUAGAUAAAAUUGCCUAGUAUCAGCAGCCAAGCAAGCUGCUAUAACUGUAGGAGACACUGAGUACUCUGUGCACCACAGGGUUGUGAGCACCAUCCACCCAAAGCAGAGAGUCUCACUCCUACCUUUUGUUACAAAAGUGUGUUGGGCUGUUGAAGAAAGAUCCAGCCAUUGGCGCGCACACAAAAAUCCAGGUUGCAGCUGUAGGUGCUCUCCUACUUACAGUGGAUAGUUCCUUCCUUGAUGUCCCCCACCAAGCACCAAUCCACCAUCAUCCUCCAAAGUCCAAAGGGAAGCUACUGGUCUAGGUCAGGUAGUGGGCAGAGAGCAAGCAUGAGACAGUCCAGCCCCCUACUGUUGUCUUGACGGAAAGAAGGACACAAAAGGUGAGCAUGUAUAUUUCUCAAAAGCACAGUGCAUCCGCCCCAAGCAUGCCCACACCUUCAUCAUGAAAGUGCCCUCUUCUCUUGUCUCCCUCCCUUGUUUCUCAUGGUGGCAAUGUGGCAUCCAUGACCGAUCUAAUCUUGAAAGUAUUUUAUAUUUUUCUCAUAGUAUUACAACUCUGAUUGAUUUGUAAACACCGGGUGCCUCCUGUCGCUGUUUCUCUAAGUUGAUUUAGCUGCGCUGUUUUUGUUGAAAAACUUUUGGAGGCAUGGAGAUUAGACGUAGAUAUUUUGCAUGUAAAUGAUUGGCUUUAGGAUGAUGUUGACUCGAGCGAUUUAUUCCGGAGAACAUAUAUACGCAAAGAUUUACUCCUUUUUGCUUUUGGGAUGAAGAUUGCUUUCUUCUUCUUUAAUGCCGUGCCCACCAAGUGUUCGAUAGAAUGACAAAACCCCAAAAUCAUGUAAGGUUUACAUCUGUUGAGUACAAGUUCAUUUAUUGCAGGUUGGCCGCUUCCAAGAGGACACCUGUGUCAGUUUUCUUUCGCAAAGUGAGAAGGUGAGGUGAUCUCUCACGGGGACGAGGAUCAGGGAAGGUAGGGAGGUUAUACGGCAAGGACAAGGUUACAAGAGAUUGUACAGCUUAACUUCUUUUAUUUAGCAUUGCGACUUUAGCAAAGAAUCUGUGCAAUGUUUCCCCUUUUCCGUACAUAGUUAAUGGAUGAGGAGCAAGAAACCACCAUAGGCAGUGCACCAUAUGCGGCGAGCAUCCGCAAGCUGUGAUAGCACACCCUUUAUCCUGAGUUGACUAGAGAAUAUCACAAACAGCCACCAUGCCUGCAAAUUGUUGUGUACGCGCUUAUUCCGUCUAUGUCACCUUUCGGAAUAGGCUAACGUAUGGUACGGAUUUCUUGCUUCCGUAGGGCGGAAUUUGGUCUCCAGUUGACAAGGGAAUUAUCCAUCAAUUCAACAUCAGCAGUAACCUUUCUUUAUCUUUCAGAACAAUCUGGCCUGUUAUUGUCAACUAAUCCUUGGAUGCUUCUAGUUGGCAUGCAUAUAGCAUUGCAUUUGGUAUUUGAUUAUGGCCAAAAGUUAUAUUGGCCUAAAUCAAGCUUGGGACCUAGUUAGUUUUGAUCCCCUGCAAGUACUCAUGGUGCUAUAAUUUACAAAACAAAGUUAAGCAUGUAGUUCGACCUCAUAGUGUUUUGUAUUUUAGAUGAAGCAUUCCUAUGUUGAUACAACUUCUCCAGUAUAAUUUAGAAGUGGAUAAAAUGCACUCUUAUCUUCGAUGCUGCUCACUUUACUGUGAUGCUUGGUUGCCCCUGGUUGCGUGUGAUCCUAUAUGAUGGCUGUACAUGAUAUGUAUUCUUAGGAGCAUUAUUGGUAACUUCAGCUUGGUUAACCGAUUAUCCUUGUCUUUCCAUGUGCACCUGAAAAGGUCCACAGAUAUUUUGCGAUGAUGCUCAGGCCCAUGGGGAAGCAUCAAGUUUGUUUUUAAUGCUUUCUUUUUUCUUUUUCUGCUCACGAUUAUGAGAACCUUAAUAUUUUGCACCACCCUUGCAUAGAUCUGGUAACAAGUUGCAGUAUUAUGCACAAGCAGAGGGCCUCUACUGUCUACUCGGGAAGAGUAUGUAAGAGUGGCAGGGUCAGUCAAUCCAGUGCUACUCCUACCAGGUUAUCCUGUCCCUCAGACGGUGUUAAUCGUUAAACAGCCAGCUAUAUACAGGUUAGAGCUUUGCAUUUAUGUGGAAUGUCUACAAAUGAGGAUCCAGGGAAGGGUCCGACCACUUUGGGUCUAUAGUACGCAGCCUUUCCCUACAUUUCUGUAAGAGGCUGUUUCCAGGACUUGAACCCAUGACCUCAUGGUCACAAGGCAGCAGCUUUACCACUGCGCCAAGGCUCCCUCAUGGUCACAACUCACCUAUACAAUUAAGAUAUGGUCUCCUCUCAAUUUGUAUCAGAUCAUACUUCAUACAAAAAGAUGGACCAUAUGAGGGCACGUUUUUUGCACCAUUGCUAGGAUCUUCAUCUUGUUUCUAGCCUUUUUGGCCUAGAUUUUAUAAUAUUUGCAACCAUGCUAUCAUUUAUACCUGUUAAUUAAGCAUACUACUGUUUUUUUUUUCGAAUCUCUAUGUGUCACACAUGUUCUUAUCACUUUCUGGUAUCUUCAACUUGUUUCUAGCCUUUUUGGGCUACAUUUUUUAAUAUUUGCAACCAUGCGAUCAUGUAUACUGGUUAAUUAAGCAUACUACUUUUUUUUUUGAAUCUCUAUGUGUCACACAUGUUCUAAUCGCUCUGUAGAUGUAUUUCAAGGCUGACAUAUCUUUACAUGGUUUUGUCAAGGAAAAAUGAGAUGUAAUUCUUAAAAGGUGCAUAAUGAUAAACGUGUGGAGUUUCAUGACACAAGACAAAAUGAGUAGAACAAUAAUAGUGCGGGUUCCAGAAAUAUUGAAACAUACUGUCAUGUCCAGAAAGAUAGUAAGUGGAUCAUCUUACACGGGCAGAUGGGCUGCACUUUCUAAUUGGGUAAGAAUCUCUCUUGUAAAGUGGAAAUAUUAAGCAGAUAUGCUUCUCAUGAUCAUGCACAUCGCAUUAUAUAAGGGGCAAACAAGCUCCAGAAGAUAUUACUUUGAGCCCUCCCCUCCUCUUCAAGUUAAAGCCCAUUUCUGAUCCUUCUUUUGCUUGUAUCAUGGACAAUAAUGAGUUAGGCUGCAAGCAAAACGACGCUCUUCAAGAGCUCGAGAUGCUGACAGUGAAUGCCAAGGAAGCCCAACAGCUUAUACUGACAAAAAUCCUUGAGAGGAACCAGGCUAGUGAGUACUUGAGCAAAUUCAUGAAUAGAUCCACAAACACAUCCACCUUCAAGAGAAACGUCCCAGUAGUGACAUAUGAUGUGGUCCAGCCGUACAUCACAAGGAUCUCAACUGGCGAGGAUUCUUCCAUUAUAUCUGGAGACCGAAUCGUAGAACUGCUGAGAAGCUCUGGAACUUCUCGGGGUGAGCCAAGAUUGAUGCCAGCCAUCUCCGAGGAUCUUGACCGUCGAACCUACCUUUAUAGUCUGCUAAUGCCGAUAAUGAACAAGUAUGUAUCAGGCCUUGGUGAGGGGAAGGCCAUGUAUCUUCUCUUUGUGAAAGCGGAAACACUGACGAAUUCUGGCAUUCCAGUUCGAUCAGUCCUCACUAGCUAUUACAAGAGCCCUCACUUCCUGCACCGCAAACAUGACUUGUACAACAACUACACCAGUCCUGAUGAGGUCAUCCUUUGCCCUGACAGCCAGCAGAGCAUGUACUGCCAGCUGCUCUGCGGCCUGGUUGAACGCCAGCAUGUCCUCCGUCUUGGGGCAGUCUUUGCCUCGGCGUUCCUUCGGUCUAUCAGCUUUCUUGAGCAGCACUGGUGUGACCUUGUCAAUGACAUACGUAUUGGUAAACUCAAUCCCAAUGUCACCAACACCGAGUGCCGGUUGGCCAUGGAGGGCUUUCUCGCAUUGCCCAACCCGGAGCUCGCUGAUGAGCUUGAGGAAAUCUGUGGCUGUGGGCCAUGGAAGGGGAUUCUAGGCAGGCUAUGGCCUAACGUCAAGUACAUCGAAGCUGUUCUUACAGGCACAAUGGCACAAUACAUCCCCAUGCUGGAGUUCUAUAGUGGUGGUAGGAUUCCCUUGGUAUGCACUAUGUACGCCUCGUCGGAGAGCUAUUUUGGUGUCAAUCUGAGGCCACUGUGCAAACCAACCGACGUGUCUUACACCAUCCUCCCGAACAUGGCCUACUUUGAGUUCAUUCCUUUGGAGGAUGGCCUCAGAGUGACGGAUGAUGAGGAGGUGGUGGGGAAUGACAAGCUUGUCAGCCUGGUGGAUGUCAAGGUCGGAUGCUACUAUGAGCUUGUGGUCACCACAUUUUCUGGCCUUUACAGGUAUAGGGUUGGCGAUGUGCUUCAGGUCACAGGCUUCUACAACCGUGCGCCGCAGUUCAAAUUCAUCUGCCGGAGAAACGUGAUCCUCAGCAUCGACACCGACAAGACCAACGAGGAGGAUCUCCACAACAGCGUCACGCGUGCCAAGAAGAUCCUGGAGGACAGAAACCACAUCCUCCUGGAGUACACCAGCUACCCAGACACUUCCACUGUCCCUGGCCACUAUGUGCUCUUCUGGGAGAUCAAGUCCACCUGCGAAGGCGUGCAGCCCCUCGACCCUCAGCUCCUCGAGAGCUGCUGCAUCUCCGUGGAGGAGUCGCUCGACUACAUCUACAGGCGCUGCAGGGCGCACGACAAGUCGGUAGGCCCGCUGGAGAUACGGCUGGUCGAGGCCGGCGCGUUUGAUGCUCUGAUGGAUCUGCUGGUCAGCCAGGGCAGCUCCAUCAACCAGUACAAGACCCCGAGGUGCAUCGAGUCCGGCCUCGCGCUGAAGCUGCUCAACUCCAAGGUCACUGCUUCCUUCUUCAGCCCUCGGGAUCCUGAGUGGACCAUGUAAAAGCUUUCAGGGAGGGCCUGGGAGAGCUGCAUAUCUCCGGUCUGAUCGUACCAGCCCGCUGCUUGGAUAACCCUAUAACAGUAUUUCUGCUGCUUGGGUUUUUGAUUUUGGAGAACUACCAGUACUAAUUAUAGCGCUUUCUUGUGUUAUUACCCAAGCCCUAAAGCAGAAUGAAGUACUCCCUCUGUAAACAAAUAUACGAGCGUUUAGAUUACUAAAAUAGUGAUCUAUAUGCUCUUAUAUUUCUUUACGGAGGGAGUAUUUGCCAUUUUUUUGCUACUCAUGUAUUAUGAUUGUUCAUCUCAUCAUCUGAGCUCCGAACUGAAUGGUGAUACUAUUAUAGAUCAAGGACGCUGCACAAACUUGUACUAUUUUUUUUUUCUUGAGUGAUUGGGCCUGC
Molecule: messenger RNA, 5490 nt
Organism: Triticum aestivum (bread wheat)
Lineage: Eukaryota; Viridiplantae; Streptophyta; Magnoliopsida; Poales; Poaceae
Product: probable indole-3-acetic acid-amido synthetase GH3.11
Exons: 6
Coding region: 3318-5090 (590 amino acids)
Cellular component (GO): cytoplasm
Molecular function (GO): acid-amino acid ligase activity
Source: RefSeq, a predicted model, not a curated record